Molecule: messenger RNA, 2114 nt
Organism: Hippocampus comes (tiger tail seahorse)
Lineage: Eukaryota; Metazoa; Chordata; Actinopteri; Syngnathiformes; Syngnathidae
Product: phosphatidylcholine:ceramide cholinephosphotransferase 1
Exons: 7
Coding region: 494-1711 (405 amino acids)
Biological process (GO): ceramide biosynthetic process; sphingomyelin biosynthetic process
Cellular component (GO): plasma membrane; endoplasmic reticulum membrane; Golgi membrane
Molecular function (GO): ceramide cholinephosphotransferase activity; protein binding; sphingomyelin synthase activity
Source: RefSeq, a predicted model, not a curated record
CUACUUCUCUGUACUGUUGUUAAGCGCCUGGUCAGGAGUACGCCAGUCGGAUUUAACGGAGUGACGUGUGGCACAACACGAUCACUGCCUCGGCACUUGGGAGAGAACUAGUUCAAAGACUCCACGUAUGUGCAAGAUGAUCAACCAGCACGUCUACAAAGAGAUCCCCCAGCUGAUUGCUUCAUUCAGUGUGUGAGAAGACAGCUGAGAAUUGUGGCAGCCCUGCACUCAAUGCUCCGAGCAUCUCACAGUUCCUGGCUGAGAAGGUGUGCGGCGACCAAAAACAACCUGGACUUCUACCUGUUGACCCUGACCACAAGGGGUCCCUGCGGGUGACCCCCCCCCCCCUCCAACCCCCCUCACCACCACCUCCGAUUUGAUGCUCCAUAAACACCAUGCACCGGAGCUGGUGUGGAUUUAACCCUGCCCUUUAAAAGCGCCGAACCUCCCGCGUCCCUUCACCUGCCAUCCGAGGACACGCCCACCGGCCGAGAUGACGGGGGUAGCGGCGUGGUCCGCCAAGGACGUCGCGGACUGGCUGAGCAAAGAGGGCAUGAUGGAGUACAUCGACGCCCUCCGCCAGACGGACGGCGCCGCCUUGCUGCAGCUCACGCAGGCCGACUUUCACCGACCGCCGCUCCUGCUGGUGUCGUCGGACGGCGGGCAGCAGCUGCUGGAGCGCCUGGAGACACUGCGGAUCGAGACCCACAUCGAGGCGCACAAGAACGGUCACGCGAACGGCCACGCCGGCGGCCUGCCCAACGGGACGGUUCAACCCCAACGGAACGGGACGUUGCGGACGGCGGAGAUGGUGCGCAUUCCCAUCCCUCCGAUGGAGGCCUCGCGCACCUCCUUCCCGCCCGAGUGGGGCAAGACAGGCGUGGCCUUCGUCUACGCGGUGGUGUGCUUCGUCACCACCACCGUCGUGAUCUCGGUGGUCCACGAAAGGGUGCCGCCGAAAGAGCACACCCCGCCGCUGCCCGACAAAUUUUUUGACCUGUUCAACAGGGUCGAAUGGGCCUUCUCCAUCUGCGAGAUUAAUGGCAUGCUGCUGGUGGCGCUGUGGCUCUUACAGUGGGCUGUCCUAAAGCACAGGUCAAUCAUAGGCAGACGCUUCUUUUUCAUUGUGGGUACACUGUAUUUGUAUCGGUGUAUUACCAUGUACAUCACCACUCUGCCUGUCCCCGGGAUGCACUUCAAAUGCUCUCCGAAGCUUCUGGGCGACUGGGAAGCGCAGAUGAGGAGAGUGAUGAAGAUGAUUGCCGGCGGCGGCCUCUCCAUCACGGGCUCCCACACCAUGUGCGGAGAUUACCUGUACAGCGGCCACACGGUCAUGCUAACGCUAACAUACCUCUUCAUCAAGGAGUAUUCCCCCAGACGGUUCUGGUGGUACCACUGGUUCUGCUGGACCUUGAGCGCCGUGGGAGUCUUCUGCAUCCUUCUGGCGCAUGACCACUACACUGUGGAUGUGGUGGUGGCCUACUUUAUUACGACACGCCUCUUUUGGUGGUACCACACGAUGGCCAACCAGCAGUCGCUGAAAGAGACAUCGCAGAGUAACCUUUUCUCGCGGGUGUGGUGGUACCAGCUCUUCCUGUACUUGGAGGAGAACGUCAGCGGCAUCGUUCCCCGCUCGUACCAGCUGCCGCCGUGGGUGCGAACUGUGCAGUGGAACCGCGGCGUCAUGUACAGCCGGCUUGAUGUCCAGUGACGCUCACCGCGACGUCACGGCAGGCAGGACUGUGAAUUCCAAAAGUGCUGUUUUGUUUUUUUAAGGCAGAACGUACUGUUUUGAUGUAGCGCAAUCCUUCCCCUCGUCCCUCUGAAAGCAGGUGAUGCCUCUGUUAUCUCUCCUGUCCCUUCUUUUUUUUUUGUUUGUAUUUUUGUUCUCUGCAGGUAGCAUCUAAUAUGUCUUUUUAUUUGUUUUGGUAUAUCGUUCUCUUUGUGUCACUUAACAGUUUCAAACAUUUAAAAAAUAUAUAUCCUCAGUAAUAUUAAUGUAUCUAACAAGUAGUUUUUCCCCACUUGCACUUAGCGCAAAAUCAACGUAAUGUCUUUGUGCUUUUUUUUUUACUCUCCCAGUCGUAGUUGUCUCAUAAAAAAUGUCCUUUCUU